AUGUUGUUGUUUCCCCCAGAUGCAGAAAAUGGCUAUGCUGUGCUACCUCCUCUUUUCAAAGUGCUGACUGGCCACAGUCACCAGGAAGGGAAUGAUGGUGCCCCAAGCCCACAACCGGACUCCAGAGCUCUGAGCUACAUGAAGAGGCUAUAUAAAACAUUUGCAACCAAGGAAGGGAUCCCAAAGGCUAACAGAAGUCGUCUCUACAAUACAGUCCGGCUCUUCACUCCACACGCUGAGUGCAAGCACCCUACUGAAGGACAAGUGAAAGGAGACCUUCGCUCAGUGGAUCUUUUUUUCAACUUAGAUUGUGUUACUGCUUUGGAGCACUUAUUCAAGUCAGUCUUGCUUUACUCAUUGGAUAAGUCAGUUUCUAAAUCAUCAGCCAUUACAUGCACAUGCAAUCUAGUUGUUAAGGAACAUGAUUCCUCCAAUCAAGUGUGCUCCAGCAUUCCACAUACAAUAACUGUUGAACUCAGACGGAGGUGGGUUGAGAUUGACGUGACCACCUUUUUACAGCCUCUGAUAGCCUCAAACAAGAGAAGCAUUCAUAUAGCUGUGAAUUUCACUUGCCUGAAAGAUAAUGAGCCCCUUGAUUCUAAAUGGGAUUUCUUUAAUAUGGCUUUGGUAUCACCUUCUCUUCUUCUGUAUCUCAAUGACACCAGUGAGCAAGCUUACCAUAGGAGGGAUAUGAAUCCUAUAUGGUCUGGGUUGAAAAACAGUCCUCUCAUGGGUCUCAGUGAAGAGACAGGGAAAGAACCCACGCAGGAUGAAAGAGCAUCUCGUCAUCGAAGAGAUGAAGAUGGGAAAGUGGAACAUACAUCUGUUCCACCGUAUAAUUUAAGUCACUUCUACCAACAGUUUCUCUUCCCCCAAAAUGAGUGUGAGCUUCAAAACUUUUGGUUGAAGUUUAGCCAGCUGAAAUGGGACCGAUGGAUAAUUGCACCACAUGGAUACAAUCCUCACUAUUGCAAGGGCAAAUGCCCAAGAGUGGUUGGGCAUCGCUAUGGCUCUCCUGUCCACACAAUGGUCCAGAAUAUCAUAUAUGAAAAGCUGGAUUCCUCUGUCCCCAGACCACCCUGA
Gekko japonicus is the source of this 1083-nucleotide messenger RNA. It is a transcript of the gene GDF9, whose product is annotated as growth differentiation factor 9. Gene Ontology annotation, molecular function: cytokine activity; growth factor activity. The record is from RefSeq and is a predicted model, not a curated record. The coding region runs from base 1 to 1083 and encodes 360 amino acids. Gene Ontology annotation, biological process: BMP signaling pathway; SMAD protein signal transduction. Gene Ontology annotation, cellular component: extracellular region. Lineage: Eukaryota; Metazoa; Chordata; Lepidosauria; Squamata; Gekkonidae. The transcript is spliced from 2 exons.